AUGCUUGGUCACAUUCGCGCUCAUGGUGAGUGUAACACUAACCCUACAGCCCGACAAUUUCAGGUUAUUUAUAAAAAGUUUUUAGUUAAAUCUGAACUGAGAGACAUAGACAAAGGCAAUAUCACAUCUCUUGAAGAAAUAUCUGUUUUGAAAAUUAUUUUGCCUGGUGAUGAUUUUAGUGAUAGUAACAUAACUACAUGUGAUGACGAUGACAGUCAGAUUUGGAACCCUCCUAGGUUUUCAAGGCGUCUGUCAACAUUCUCUUAUAGUGAUUUACCUUCAUUGCCUGAAAUAGAACGACGUAGGUCUUCACGAACAGCACCAGUCAAUGUAGAAAGGCAGCAAUCAAAUGUACCAAGUACUUUUUGUACUAUUGAUGCUCUUUCUGAACAAGAUUGGGUGAAAGAAAAACUGGCAAAUAUGCAAUGGGACAUGCCUAGUCAUGAUGAUUUUCCUGCUAAAGAUAAUACUGUACCAAGAUCUGAUAUGAAGGAUAUUUAUGUCGGAAUUUUAGCAAAUGCGGCUCCAAUAGACUACUAUGAUUUGUUUCUGACCCCUGACAUUCUAAACCAUAUCACUAAGCAAACCAACUUAUACGCAACACAGUGUCUAUUUUCUUCUGAUUCUUCUGCUGAAUCAACAAACCACCUAUGCACUCCAGUAACCAGGAAAGAAAUGUUGAAAUUUUUGGCUCUAGUUGGGUGGAUGGGUUUGGUCAAAUUACCAAGCAUCAAAGAUUACUGGAGAAUCCACAAACUCUAUGGAAUACCCCAAGGUCGUACUGUUAUGCUUCGGAAUCAAGCUCAUUCUAAAAUGUGUCCAUUUCGCCAACUCGAUGCAAGCUCAUUCUAA
Parnassius apollo (apollo) is the source of this 852-nucleotide messenger RNA. The record is from the annotation of a GenBank genome assembly. Lineage: Eukaryota; Metazoa; Arthropoda; Insecta; Lepidoptera; Papilionidae.